GUCGUGGAUAUUGUCCAGGUUCAUGCAACAACAACCUUGAAUUUCUUACUCAAUUGAAUUGACAGUUAUUAAUCAGGUUAAAAUUAAGAUUUGAGCAAGUCUCACAUCAAAAAGUUCCAAAAAGCACCUUUGUUCUGCAACUGCAAUCCUUACACAGCAGCAAUGGAGGAGAAAGCAUCACCUCAUUCUUCACAGCAAUUCAUAUCCAUUACAGCCCCUCUUCUUGACUCAGAGAAGGGAGCUACAUCAAGCAGAGGAGUGUCUAACAUAGAGGAUGCAGAUAAAGAUCAAUACAACGUUAAUGACUCUCCAAUUGAGCAAGUGAGGCUAACAGUUCCAAUCACAGAUGACCCUACACAGCCAGCUCUAACAUUUAGGACAUGGAUUCUAGGGUUAGCAUCAUGUGUGCUCCUUGCAUUUGUAAACCAAUUUUUGGACUACAGAACCAACCCUCUGAAAAUAUCUUCUGUUGCAGCUCAGAUUAUUACACUCCCACUUGGGAAAUUGAUGGCUGCAACACUUCCCACAAGAUCAAUUCAAGUCCCAUUCACAACCUGGUCUUUUUCACUGAAUCCAGGGCCAUUCUCUUUGAAGGAACAUGUUCUGAUCACCAUAUUUGCUAGCUCUGGAUCAAGUGGUGUUUAUGCAAUCAACAUCAUCACAAUUGUGAAGGCUUUCUAUCAUAGAAGCAUCCACCCUGUAGCUGCUUAUUUGUUAGCACUAUCAACACAGAUGCUUGGGUAUGGAUGGGCUGGGAUUUUCAGAAAAUUCCUUGUUGACUCCCCUUACAUGUGGUGGCCUGAAAACCUUGUGCAGGUGUCACUCUUCAGGGCAUUUCAUGAAAAAGAAAAAAGGCCUAAAGGAGGAAGCACAAGGCUGCAAUACUUUUUCCUAGUCUUCGUAGCGAGCUUCGCGUAUUAUAUCGUUCCCGGGUACUUUUUCCAAACAUUAUCAACCAUCUCCUUUGUUUGCUUGAUUUGGAAAGACUCCAUCACCGCACAACAGAUCGGUUCAGGCAUGAAAGGCCUUGGAAUCGGCUCAUUUGCCCUUGAUUGGAACACUGUGGCUGGCUUCUUAGGAAGCCCUUUGGCUGUGCCUGGCUUUGCCAUCAUGAACUCAUUAGCUGGGUUUGUUCUGUUUAUAUAUGUUGUGAUUCCACUCUCCUAUUGGACCAAUUUAUAUGAUGCUAAGAAGUUCCCCCUUAUUAGUUCUCACACAUUUGACUCCACUGGUGAAACAUAUAACGUUACUCGGAUUCUAAACCCCAAAUCUUUUGACAUUGAUAUGGACAGUUACAACAAUUAUAGCAAGAUCUAUCUUAGUAUCACAUUUGCAUUUGGUUAUGGACUGAGUUUUGCAACUCUGACUGCCACGAUUUCACAUGUUGCCCUCUUCCAUGGAAAAAUGAUUUUCCAGAUGUGGAAGAAGACAGCAAGUGCGGUAAAAGCGCAGCUCGGAGACGUGCAUACAAGAAUCAUGAAGAAAAACUAUGAACAGGUCCCUGAAUGGUGGUUUGUCUCCAUUUUGAUUCUGAUGGUCAUGAUGGCCUUGGUAGCUUGUGAAGGCUUUGGCAAGCAGCUCCAACUUCCAUGGUGGGGAGUCUUGCUUUCUCUAGCAAUUGCAUCAGUUUUCACCUUGCCAAUUGGGGUCAUUCAAGCAACAACAAACAUGAGCUCAGGUCUUAAUGUGAUCACAGAGCUGGUAAUUGGUUAUAUGUACCCAGGAAAGCCUCUUGCUAAUGUAGCUUUCAAGACUUAUGGCCAUAUCAGCAUGGUCCAAGCACUUGCCUUUCUUGGUGAUUUCAAAUUAGGACACUAUAUGAAAAUUGCUCCAAAAUCCAUGUUCGUUGUGCAGCUAGUAGGCACAGUGAUUGCUUCUUCUGUUCACUUUGCCACAGCAUGGUGGCUUCUCACAUCCAUUGAGAACAUUUGUGAUGAAGCAUUGUUGCCAAAGGGUAGUCCUUGGACCUGCCCUGGUGAUGAUGUGUUUUACAAUGCUUCCAUCAUAUGGGGAGUGGUAGGGCCAAAGAGAAUGUUCACCAAGGAUGGUAUCUACCCUGGGAUGAACUGGUUUUUCCUAUUUGGUCUACUUGCACCUGUUCCAGUGUGGCUUCUCUCUAGAAGGUUUCCCAACCAAAAGUGGAUUAAGCUCAUUAACAUUCCUAUUAUCACUGCAGGUGCAUCCAGCAUCCCACCAGCGAGGUCUGUGAAUUACAUCAUGUGGGGCAUUGUUGGAAUCUUCUUCAAUUUCUAUGUUUAUAGAAAGUUCAAGGCAUGGUGGGCUAGGCACACUUACAUACUCUCAGCUGCUUUGGAUGCUGGAGUUGCUUUUAUGGGUUUGAUCCUUUAUUUUGCACUUCAAUCUAAUGGUAUUUUUGGUCCAGAAUGGUGGGGUCUUGAUGCAGAUCACUGCCCUUUAGCUAGAUGCCCCACAGAUUCAGGUGUAUAUGCCCAAGGAUGCCCUGCUCUGGAACUUCCCUCUUAGCAUUCCAUAAACAUAUAUGCCAAGUAAAUAUAUGAUGUUGUAUACUCACUUUCUGUCUCCAAUUACUUUAAACUUUAAUAAUCUGUGCAGGUUGUGAGUAGAGCAAGAAAAAGAAAAAUUGUUUAACAAACUAGGAAACUAUUCUACUUUGAUCUCUUUGUAUUUAAGGUAUCAGGAAAUAUAUACUAUUUCAUUUUUUCUUAUUUUAAUUACUACUGUAUAUUUUAAGAGUACCAAGGAAAAGGAGCAAGCUUAGAGCUGAUUUUUCUUCA
Lotus japonicus is the source of this 2756-nucleotide messenger RNA. Its product is annotated as oligopeptide transporter 1-like. The record is from RefSeq and is a predicted model, not a curated record. Gene Ontology annotation, biological process: transmembrane transport. Lineage: Eukaryota; Viridiplantae; Streptophyta; Magnoliopsida; Fabales; Fabaceae. The transcript is spliced from 2 exons. Gene Ontology annotation, molecular function: oligopeptide transmembrane transporter activity. Bases 163 to 2484 code for a protein of 773 amino acids.